This is a messenger RNA of Zingiber officinale, 1239 nucleotides long. Its product is annotated as GEM-like protein 1. NCBI's taxonomy places the organism in Eukaryota, Viridiplantae, Streptophyta, Magnoliopsida, Zingiberales, Zingiberaceae. The transcript has 4 exons. The record is from RefSeq and is a predicted model, not a curated record. The coding region runs from base 293 to 1105 and encodes 270 amino acids.
AGAGGAUCUGAAAGAGCUCAUGGGGCCGCCGCGGCAGCAGAGGACUGAUUGGUUGGGAGUGUGAGUGAGCACAUGGAGUGGUGGCGUUGAUGGGCUCUGGCCCAAGGCGUGGUCAGAUACGCGAGUGUGUUCGCGGUGAGUGACACGGUCCCACCCCAAAGGGGAUCUCGAGGCUCCCGCAGCGCGAGCCACCGACGGCCGAUGCUUGGCCUUCUUCUUUAACCUCGCGAUCGACGGAAAAGACUCGAUCCCGGAAGAACCGCCGGUUCGAUACGGAUCGCGGCGUGUGUUGAUGAGUCAGGGAAGGCCGACGGCGGCACCGCAGGAGGCGGCGCCGGGGACCUGGGUGAUGGGCACGCCGGUUCCGCCAUACGCCCCGCCACCAGCCGGGAGGAGCGUAGCCGACUACGGGUUUCCCGCUUCCGCAUCCAGUAACAGGGCCGGCAACCCUUAUUUGGACUCUUCCGCUGCCCCGAUCGGCGGUCAGGCCGGUGGCAAUCCCUACGUGAAUGUUUCCCCUGUUCCCAACAAGAGCCCUACGGAGACGAUACUGAAGGUGCUUGGACGAUGUGGGAAGAAAUUUGAAGAUACCUCAAGGAAGGCCGCUGGCGCAGCUGGACAUGUCUGGCAACACCUUAAAACCAGUCCUAGUUUCACAGAUGCAGCAUUGGCUAGGAUUACACAGGGAACAAAAGUUCUUGCAGAAGGUGGGAACGACAAGGUUUUCCAGCAAAUCUUCAAUACUUAUCCCGGAGAACAACUUUGGAAAUCCUAUGCCUGCUACGUUUCGACAUCAGUGGGUCCUGUGAUAGGAACAUUGUAUCUAUCCACAGCCAGAAUUGCAUUUUGCAGUGACAACCCUGUAAGCCACAGUACUGCCACUUCUGGUCAACAGGAGAUGACGAACUAUAAGAUAGCUGUGCCACUGGAUCAUCUGAGGGCGGUCAAUCCCUCUGCUAACACUAGGGACCCUUCUGACAAAUACAUUCAAAUCAUCACCACCGACAACCAUGAGUUCUGGUUCAUGGGAUUUAUAUCAUAUGAUAAAGCCUUCAAGAACCUUAAAGAGGCCCUCCAAUUUAGUCCUCGUAGUUCGUACUUCUAGCUUCAAAUGUAUUUCGUGGGACACUAGUUUGAAACACAAUAUGAUUGAAUCUGUAAAAUAAUGGUGAACUGUCCCAAACCAUCUAUAAGAAUUCUUAAAAUGGUUAUAAAGAUGAGUCUGAUGUCUUUUCUUUA